Messenger RNA from Acanthosepion pharaonis, 1116 nucleotides. Lineage: Eukaryota; Metazoa; Mollusca; Cephalopoda; Sepiida; Sepiidae. The record is from the annotation of a GenBank genome assembly.
AUGCACAGCCUAGCGCUGGCAUAUAAACAUAGGCGAACGCGUGCACUGAGAACAAACACACACCCGUCUGCACGCACGCGUUCAUAUUGUUAUGACAGUCUUCAGCGGGUGAGUCCCAUGAAAAAGCGGACGAGGAGGCUGGGCUACAUAUUUAUUGAUGCAAAUCUUUCUCUCAUUUUUUUCUCUCUCUCUCGUUCUCUCUCUCUUUCUUUCUUACUCUUUUUCCCUCUCUCUUUCUCUCAUGUUCGCUCCCUCUCUUUCUUUCUCCAUCUUUCUUUCUUCCUCUCUCGUUCUCUCUCUCUUUCUUUCUUAGUCUUUCUCCCUCUCUCUUUCUCUCAUGUUCUCUCCCUCUCUUUCUUUCUCCAUCUUUCUUUCUUUCUUUCUUCCUCUUUCUUUCUUACUCUUUCUCCCUCUCCCUUUCUCUCAUGUUUCUCCAUCUUUCUUUCUUCCUCUCCCUUUCUCUCUCUUUCUUUCUUACUCUUUCUCCCUCUCUCUUUCUCUCAUGUUCUCUCCCUCUCUUUCUUUCUCCAUCUUUCUUUCUUUCUUCCUCUCUCUUUCUUUCUUACUCUUUCUCCCUCUCUCUUUCUCUCAUGUUCUCACCCUCUCUUUCUUUCUCCAUCUUUCUUUCUCUCUCUUUCUUUCUUACUCUUUCUCCCUCUCUCUUUCUCUCAUGUUCUCUCCCUCUCUUUCUCUCUAUCUCUUUCUCGCUCUCACUUUCUCUCGCUCUCUUUCCUCCCCCAUCUAUCUUUCUUUGUUUCUCUUUUCCUCACUCUUCCUCACUUUCUCUUUUUCUCCCUCUUUAUUUCUCCCUCUCUUUUUUCUCUUUGUCUCUCUCACUCCCUCUCUUUUCCUCUUUCAGCCCUCUCUCUUUCUCCCCCUCUGUUUCUCUCUUUCUCCCUAUCUUUUUCUCCCUCUCUUUCUCUCUCACAGACCAGUCAAGAACGUAUAUUCAAAAUUGUAUAUUUACUUACUAUUCUCUCUCUCUCCCCAACUCACUCUUCCCCCCUCUCUCUCUUUCUCCUCCUCUUCCCCUCUCUCUCUCCCUCUCUCUCUCCCCCCAUCUCUCUCACUCACUCUCCCCCUUUCUCUCUCACUCACUCUUUCGCUUUGUUAUAA